UGCUAAAACUGUGGGAAGCCAUCUCUUACUUGAGGUCUGCUGGUGUUUUGAGGUAGAGGCAGUGGUAGAAAUCCUCCCUUGAGGAAGGGGGUUGAACUAAGAAUUUCAACUGCUUGCUUCAUCUUCUUCUGUUGAACACUCGGGGCUGCCCUACCAAUGUACCUCCUUCCCUAGCAGUCCACUGAAUGUCUGCAGCCCAGAAUUUAUCUGGGACUGAUUUUAGGCUGUCCGACUGGGAGCCAGGCUGGCAGUUUGAGUUAGCCAGCCCCGUUGAAGCUCAAAGACAUUCCCUUUAGCUUGAUUACUCCACGAAAACGCCUGCACCACCGCCCCCACCCCCCACUCUCCCGCAGCCAGCCGAUCUGAAAAAGAUCCGUGAGGGUACAGCCCCGCCACCGGCAGUGGAGAGUCAGCCACCGAGUUGUAGGCCCCUCUCUGAUUUGGAUCUACCUCCAGCUCUCCCUGGCUACUUUAUUUAUUUAUUUAUUUAUUUAUUUAUUUAUUUAUUUAUUUAUUUUCCAUUGGUAUUGCUUAGGCUUGGGGAGAGGCUGUUUCAUUUUAAUGCCUGUAACAGAUGAUGAGAGGGUUAUUAUCCUCUAUCCUCCGGGAGUUCAGACAAAUUUGACGGACAGCUCUCUUAUCACCCAGAGCCUGUGCAGGGGAGAUGUGGGGGGCCUUGCCGCCUCCUCCCUGUCUGAAGCGGGUCUUUCGCAAGCGGUGGUGCGUGGUCGGAAAGUAUAACAAUAAAAAAAGACUUUCUGAAGCCUCCUUCAGCUUGGAGUGAAGGGUCAAACAGCUUGUCCCCUAUGUCGCUAGACACUCUCCAACUCCCUCUCUUGUCCUCAGAAUAGAACCUCGCGCGGGCACAGGAACCCCUGCGCACCAUGGCCGAUACAGAUGAGGGCUUUGGCCUGGCGCGCACGCCUCUGGAGCCUGAUUCCAAAGACAGGUCUUGCGAUUCGAAACCUGAGAGUGCUCUGGGGGCUCCCAGCAAGUCUCCAUCAUCCCCGCAGGCUGCCUUCACCCAGCAGGGCAUGGAAGGAAUCAAGGUGUUUCUUCAUGAACGUGAACUGUGGCUGAAGUUCCACGAAGUGGGCACAGAGAUGAUCAUCACCAAGGCAGGGAGGAGAAUGUUUCCUAGUUACAAAGUGAAGGUGACUGGCCUUAAUCCCAAAACGAAGUAUAUUCUUCUCAUGGAUAUUGUUCCCGCAGACGACCACAGAUAUAAAUUUGCUGAUAACAAAUGGUCCGUAACUGGCAAAGCAGAGCCUGCCAUGCCGGGGCGCCUUUACGUGCACCCGGACUCCCCAGCAACCGGAGCCCACUGGAUGCGACAACUUGUCUCCUUCCAGAAGCUCAAACUCACCAACAACCACCUGGACCCGUUUGGACACAUUAUCCUGAACUCCAUGCACAAAUACCAGCCCCGAUUACACAUCGUGAAAGCAGACGAAAAUAAUGGGUUCGGUUCAAAGAACACUGCGUUUUGCACCCACGUCUUCCCGGAGACAGCUUUUAUCGCUGUGACUUCGUACCAGAAUCACAAGAUCACACAGCUGAAAAUUGAGAACAACCCCUUCGCCAAAGGCUUUCGGGGCAGUGAUGACCUGGAGUUACACAGGAUGUCUCGGAUGCAAAGUAAAGAGUAUCCUGUGGUUCCCAGGAGCACAGUGAGGCACAAAGUCACCUCCAACCACAGCCCCUUCAGCAGCGAGACCCGAGCUCUCUCCACCUCAUCCAAUUUAGGGUCCCAGUACCAGUGUGAGAAUGGUGUCUCUGGCCCCUCCCAGGACCUUCUGCCCCCACCUAACCCAUACCCACUGGCCCAGGAGCACAGCCAAAUUUACCACUGUACCAAGAGGAAAGAUGAGGAAUGUUCCAGCACGGAGCACCCCUAUAAGAAGCCGUACAUGGAGACAUCCCCCAGCGAGGAAGACACCUUCUAUCGCUCGGGCUACCCCCAGCAGCAGGGCCUGAGUACCUCUUACAGGACAGAGUCGGCCCAGCGGCAGGCCUGCAUGUAUGCCAGCUCCGCUCCCCCCAGCGAGCCCGUGCCUAGCCUGGAGGACAUCAGCUGUAACACAUGGCCCAGCAUGCCCUCCUAUAGCAGCUGUACCGUCACCACCGUGCAGCCCAUGGACCGUCUUCCCUACCAGCACUUCUCCGCUCAUUUCACCUCGGGGCCCCUGGUCCCUCGGUUGGCUGGCAUGGCCAACCAUGGUUCUCCCCAGCUCGGCGAAGGGAUGUUUCAGCACCAGACCUCAGUGGCCCAUCAGCCUGUGGUCAGGCAGUGCGGGCCUCAGACUGGCCUUCAGUCUCCGGGCGGCCUCCAGCCCCCAGAGUUUCUCUACACUCACGGCGUGCCCAGGACCCUGUCCCCCCAUCAGUAUCACUCGGUACACGGCGUCGGCAUGGUGCCAGAGUGGAGUGAGAAUAGCUAAAGGCUGACCUGUGCCAGAGAGGGUGUGGGGAGAGAGAGAGAGAGAGAGAGAGAGAGAGAGAGAGAGAGAGAGAGAGAGAAGUGAGGGACAGUAGUGAUGAGAACCCCGCAGAUGCGAAGCUCUAGAUCGCCCGUUGUAACCUCCAUAUCUGGAGCUCCACAGCCACUGAUAAGAUCAGUGCCCCGAAGCCACCAUUCCAAAAUUGUGACUCGAUGUCUCAGAACCGAUAGGAGAAACAGAAAGAGUGUCGAGUCCCAUCCUACCCCGCGCCCACUCUCAUCCAACCAGGAACACAUACACAGCGCCCCAGACAUGUUCCCCGAUUGUUUCUCUUGGGUUCGAGACCAUAUUGCCUCGCUGAGUGUUGGACCCCGACCGCACGGUGAGAGGCACUCUGUGUCUCAGUGUUAAUGUUGACUUUGUUAUAUAAUAAAUAAUAAUAUAUUUUUUUCCUUUGGAAUUUUCUUACUGGGACCCAGUCCCUUGAAUGGAGGGAGAGCAGAGACAGAGAUGUCUCAAAACACGUACUUUCGGGGCUUCCCUCCGAUAAAUGAGCUAAAAUGUACAUCGGCCACCCUCCUCUAACAAAAAAAUACCUACCUCCGUCAUGUGAGAUGUCUACGAACGUCGCAGGGGCUACCUGCUAGUUUUUGGAUUGGGUUUUGCUUUUUCUCCUUCUGGUUUGGUUCUGCCUUCCCCAGCGUCGUGGAAUUCAGAGUUGCCUUCUACUGAGCGUAUGGAGCUAGGAUGUCGGGCUCAGUCUGACACCCUCACUCCUCAGCACCUAUCGUCCCAGCUCCAGUCUCUCCAGCCGUCUGUGGCUAAAACGGGGCCUAGAACUCCUCAGCCUGGAAACCUUGCUUCGAUAAACUGAAAGAGCCCUGGGUGACACAGGAACAGAACUGUGACACACAGCAAGGGCGCAAGCUCCCGGCUUACACGUUGUAGGGGAGAAGAAAGUGAAAAUAAAUAUACUUUGUAUUAAAAAGAAAAAAAAAUGAACAGUGACGUCAGCGUCAGCCCCAGGCUGGCUCAAACCUCCUCUGUGACCCUCCGGAUACAGAGCAAAACAGCUCCAGGUGCCUCAGGAGAGGAACUGUUACCUGUGCCUCAGCCUCCAAGAAAUCCCCACCCCCAUCCCCACCCCCAUCCCCACCCCCACCCCAGCGCCAAUCACCUGGGACACAAAACCACACGCAUCAAAAGCAGAAAAACAGUAUUAAAAAAAAAGUGUGUAAGUACGACAUUAUUGUAGGGUUUCUCAGAUGUAAUAUUUUACUGGUACUAUUUAUUUAUAAAUAGGAAUUCUAAUUAAGUAGUAACAUGAAACCCAGCCUGGGGGCUGACCAAGACCUUUUAAUUUUAUUUGGUACUCAAAACUGUGUUUGUGCGCUCUCUCUCUCUCUCUCUCUCUCUUUCCUUUCUUGAUUUAAAAAAAAGGUUUUGUGUUUCUUUUCUUUCUCCUUCCUUCCUUCCUCCUUCCCUUCUUCUUUUUUUUUUUUUUUUAAACUGACCCUAAUAAACAGAACAGGGUAAUCUAUGUGGCUGAGAACGUGGAAGUCUGUGAGUGAGUGAGUGAGUGAGUGAGUGAGUGAGUGAGUUUGUGCAUGAGCAUUCUAUGUGAUCUUGUCUUUUUAUGUUGUUAAAGGGGGGGGUUGGGUGAAAAAUCAAGUACUCCUUUCUUACAUUUGUGCACCCAUUAAUGCCUAAUAAAUACCAUGUGCUUAAAAGAG
Messenger RNA from Mus musculus (house mouse), 4174 nucleotides. It is a transcript of the gene Tbx5, whose product is annotated as T-box 5. The transcript is spliced from 9 exons. Gene Ontology annotation, cellular component: nucleus; protein-containing complex; protein-DNA complex. Gene Ontology annotation, biological process: embryonic limb morphogenesis; pericardium development; negative regulation of cell migration. Bases 885 to 2441 code for a protein of 518 amino acids. The record is from RefSeq and is a predicted model, not a curated record. Gene Ontology annotation, molecular function: sequence-specific DNA binding; DNA binding; RNA polymerase II cis-regulatory region sequence-specific DNA binding. NCBI's taxonomy places the organism in Eukaryota, Metazoa, Chordata, Mammalia, Rodentia, Muridae.